Molecule: messenger RNA, 4565 nt
Organism: Lemur catta (Ring-tailed lemur)
Lineage: Eukaryota; Metazoa; Chordata; Mammalia; Primates; Lemuridae
Gene: FAM135B
Product: family with sequence similarity 135 member B
Exons: 19
Coding region: 23-4240 (1405 amino acids)
Source: RefSeq, a predicted model, not a curated record
CAGGUAAUGAACCAAAAGGAUCAUGUCUGAAGUACAAGGAACGGUGGAAUUUUCUGUAGAGCUACAUAAGUUUUAUAAUGUGGAUCUUUUUCAGAGAGGGUAUUACCAGAUCCGAGUGACCUUGAAGGUGUCCUCAAGGAUCCCUCACAGAGUCAGUGCCUCCAUCGCUGGGCAGACAGAGAGCAGCAGCCUGCGUUCAGCCUGUGUCCACGACAGCACCUUGCAUAGCCGAGUCUUUCAGAUCUUAUACCGGAAUGAAGAGGUACCCAUAAAUGAUGCCGCGAUCUUCCAAGCUCAUUUACUCUUAGAUGGUGAAAGGGUGGAAGAUGCACUGAGUGAAGUCGAUUUUCAACUCAAGGUGGACCUGCACUUUACGGAGAGCGAACAGCAGUUGAGGGACGUGGCCGGGGCACCCAUGAUCAGCAGCCGCACGCUUGGCCUACACUUCCACCCACGGAAGGGUCUGCACCACCAGGUGCCAGUCAUGUUCGACUAUUUCCACCUCUCUGUGAUCUCCGUGACCAUCCACGCGGCGCUGGUGGCUCUGCGGCAGCCCCUGAUCAGUUUUACUCGUCCGGGAAGAGGCUCCUGGCUUGGUAGAGGUGGCCCAGACAUGGGGCAAGAACAGUCCAUCAUUUCUCUGGAAAACCUGGUCUUUGGAGCUGGAUACUGCAAGCCGACUUCCUCAGAGGGGAGCUUCUACAUCCCGUCGGAGAACUGCAUGCAGCACGCACACAAGUGGCACCGAGACCUGUGCCUGCUGCUCCUGCGUGCCUACCGGGGACUCCGCCUCUACUUCCUGGUGAUUAUGAGAGAUGUCCCGGAGCUGCCGCACACGGAGCUGGAGGCCCUUGCUGUUGAAGAAACACUUUCUCAGCUGUGCUCGGAGCUACAGAUGUUGAACAAUCCAGAGAAGAUAGCAGAGCAGAUAAGUAAGGACCUCGCCUGGCUGGCCGCCCACCUGAUGGCUCUGUGGGCCCAAUUCCUGGACACGGUGACUCUGCACUCCCACGUGACCACUUAUCUCACCCAGGAACAUCACACCCUGAGGGUUCGAAGGUUUUCUGAGGCUUUCUUUUAUAUGGAGCACCAAAAACUUGCAGUUCUGACUUUUCAGGAAAAUCUGACACAGAGCCACAGCCAGCUGUCUCUGGACAUCCGGAAUUCAGAGUACCUCACCAGCAUGCCCCCGCUGCCAGCCGAGUGCCUGGACAUCGACGGCGACUGGAGCACCCUGCCGGUUAUCUUCGAGGACAGAUACGUGGACUGCCCGGGCACAGGGCAUAAUUUGAGUGUUUACCCUAAUUUUGAUGUUUCAGCGACAAGUCCCACAAUAAGGCAUCUAAAAAAGAAAGAAGAGAACCAUAUUGUAAAUAGAAAAGUUCCUUUUAGGGACGACCUUGUCUUGUCUACUGUGAAACCAGCCCAAAUGGACGCUCAUGAAGAGGUUAUUAGGCGUCCAGAGCCAGAUGAGAAUGUAACAACACAAAAUCACGUGGACGUGUGCUCUGAAUCUCAGGUGUAUCUGACAAUUGGUGAAUUUCAGGACAAAGCAGGUACGCACGAAGAUGAAUGUGGGACUGGCCAGAGAGCUGAUGUUGGAACAUGCCCACUGACAGAUGUGGACAUGUCCAGAAGGAGUCCAGGCCCGGAGGAUGGACAGGCCCCAGCACUGACCUACAUUGAUGUAAAAUGUAGCAAUAAGAACCCCCACAGAGCUGAACCCAUGGUGGUCGUCAGUGCUCAGCACGAGAGUAGGAGCUCUAGGGACAAGUGUGGAUCAGACAGGACUGGGUUAAGCAAAGCGGUAGCAGGUGAAAAUCACCAAAAUGCCAUCUCUUCGGAAAAAACAGUUCUCCGUGAAUUAGGCACUCUAGGAAAGGGAGCUGAACAGGAGACUAAGAUGGUGCUGCUACGUCUGAAACUCAUUGCCUCUGAGCCCUGUGGCCCACUAAGCUCUACUCUGAGGGAGCCCUUGGAUGGUAGGUCUUCCCUCAAGGACCCUCACACAGAAGAGCAGGAGGAACUGUCAGUGCUCUCUGGGGUCAUCAAGAGAUCUUCUUCCACCAUCUCUGAUUCAGGCAUUGAGAGUGAGCCAAGCUCCGUCGCUUGGUCCGAGGCCCGGAGCAGGGCUCUGGAGCUGCCUAGCGAUCGGGAAGUCUUGCACCCGUUCGUUCGAAGACACACACUGCACAGGAACUCCUUAGAGGGUGGACACACUGAAAGCAACGUGAGUUUGCCAAGCGGCAUCCAGGCUUCUCUCACUUCCAUUAGCUCUUUGCCUUUUGAGGAGGAGGAGCGGGAGUUGGCGCUCACCAAGUUAACCAAGUCUGUGUCUGCACCCCAAAUCAGUAGUCCAGAGGAAGCUGCUAAUGACGAAGACACCAUUCAGCAAGAUAGAGGUUUUGGUGAACCUUCAGAUGUGGACCUCAAGAGCAAAGAUUCUCCUGGACACUGUUCUCACCUUUGUGGUGGCUCUAGAAUCCAGGACGCUAGGGUAAACCACUCCGUUGUGGAGGUAGAUUUAGAUGCUGACAACCAGCAGGGCCCUGGUUACAUAGACAUUCCCAAAGGUAAAGGGAGUCAGUGUGAUCCUCAAGGGCACUGUCAUCUUGAUGGCAGGACUGAGAACACUGCAAGUGUUGAAACCAAAGGUCUUAGUUUAAAACCAGCACGUGUCAUAGCACUUGAAAACACUAGGACCAGAUCUCUUCACAGAGCACUGGCGGGAGCCCCGAAGGGCGUGCCUACAGACUUCGAUGUGGAUAAACGAGCUCUUUCCAAUGAUGGCAUCUCGGAGGGUGAGGGUAUCGCCCAUCAUAAGGUGCCUGAAUUGAGCUGUACAUCGGCUGCUGAUGCCAUCAAGCUGAGUUCAACAGGCAAGCAAAGCGGUUUGCCUCAGAUUGUUAAUGACACAGCAUUUAACAGAGGAGUGACUGCCUUCUCUGAAGUUGAUCAUAAAGCAGGCACUGUGUGCCCCACUGUGACUCACUCCAUUCACCCCAAAGCUUUGAGAAACCAAGAGCCAAAGGCAGGUUCUUCCAUCGUGGGGUCCCCCCUGACCUCUGCAGAGACCUUCACUCUGGAGAACCUGAAGGCUGUGGAGGUCGUUAACUUGUCUGUGUCAUGCACUGCCACAUGUCUCCCUUUCUCGUCUGUGCCCAAGGAGACCCCUGCCAGGGCUGGAUUUUCUUCCAAACAGACCUCAUUUCCCAUCACUCAUCAACCUGUGGGUUCCUUUGGAGUUGUUCCUACCCAUUCCAGCAAGUUGGAGGAAGAAGCCAGUGAAAGGAUGUUUAGUUUUUAUCAGGCCAAAGAAAAAUUUAAAAAAGAACUGAAGAUUGAAGGAUUUCUGUACAGUGACUUAUCUGUACUAGCUUCUGAUAUACCGUAUUUCCCACCAGAGGAAGAGGAAGAAAAUUUGGAAGAUGGGAUUCACCUGGUUGUCUGUGUCCAUGGCCUGGAUGGGAACAGUGCGGACCUCCGGCUGGUGAAGACUUUCAUAGAACUGGGGCUCCCUGGAGGAAAACUGGACUUCCUAAUGUCCGAAAAGAAUCAGAUGGACACAUUUGCAGAUUUUGAUACCAUGACGGAUCGGUUAUUGGAUGAAAUCAUUCAACACAUUCAGUUGUACAACCUCUCCAUAUCCCGAAUUAGCUUCAUUGGCCACUCCCUUGGCAACAUCAUCAUCAGGUCAGUUCUUACACGGCCCCGGUUCCGGUAUUAUCUCAACAAACUCCACACGUUCCUGUCACUGUCUGGGCCUCACCUGGGGACCCUGUACAACAACAGUACUCUGGUUAGUACAGGCUUGUGGCUCAUGCAGAAAUUGAAGAAGUCUGGGUCUCUACUGCAGCUGACCUUCAGGGAUAAUGCUGAUUUGCGCAAAUGUUUCCUCUAUCAACUAAGCCAAAAAACAGGGCUGCAGUAUUUUAAAAAUGUCGUGCUGGUUGCUUCUCCGCAAGACCGCUACGUGCCAUUUCAUUCAGCCAGGAUCGAAAUGUGUAAAACUGCCCUCAAAGACAGACACACAGGGCCAGUUUAUGCGGAAAUGAUCAACAACCUUCUGGGCCCUCUGGUUGAAGCCAAGGACUGCACUUUAAUCCGACACAAUGUGUUCCACGCGCUGCCCAACACUGCCAACACCCUGAUCGGCCGUGCAGCCCACAUCGCUGUUCUGGAUUCAGAACUCUUCCUAGAGAAGUUUUUCUUGGUGGCGGGACUCAACUAUUUCAAGUAGUGGCUUUGUGGGAGCAAGCCUUGGGUAACUCACCAGAAGCGAUUAAGAUUGAUCCAGAGCUUUAGCUGAGACAUGCUUUUAUAGACCUCAUCAUUUCAAGGUGAAGCUCCAAGAGGACGGUGGUGAGGUGUGGAGGCUGGGUGGAACCGGACAUUAGAGGUGCUUUUGGAGAUUUGGGAAAGCCCAACAAAGAGUAUAAAUGACAACAGACUUUGCUUGAAUUUGUCUAGCCAUCUGGAGUCUCAUUCAAGAUGCUUUCUAGGAAAAAUAUGAGACCAAAAAAGGGACAGGAUACUUGGAGUUGGUGAGCCCACCUUUUUAACCA